AUGCCUAAAGCUAUAAACCGUCGAUUAAAAGGAAUACAACAUCCGCCGACCCAGAUUGACCUUGAAUUGACGGCCAACCGAAACGCUUCGUAUUUCCAAAUUCUCUAUCCCCUUUCUGACUGGUAUUAUAAUAUGGCUGACAAUGGUGGACAAGUGAGUAUAAGAAGUUCGGGAAACACUCAUGUUGUGCUCAAUGAAAGAAUUCUCUCUUCCAUGUCACGGAGAUCUGUUGCUGCUCAUCCAUGGCAUGAUCUGGAAAUUGGGCCAGGAGCUCCAGCAAUUUUCAACUGUGUGAUUGAAAUUGGAAAAGGCAGCAAAGUUAAAUAUGAGCUUGACAAAACCAGUGGCCUUAUCAAAGUUGAUAGAGUUCUCUAUUCAUCAGUUGUCUAUCCACACAACUAUGGUUUCAUACCACGCACCAUUUGUGAAGACGGCGACCCUAUAGAUGUUUUGGUCCUGAUGCAGGAACCUGUACUACCUGGUACUUACUUGCGUGCACGUGCAAUUGGAUUGAUGCCCAUGAUAGAUCAGGGUGAAAAGGAUGACAAAAUAAUUGCCGUAUGUGCUGAUGACCCUGAGUUUCGCCAUUAUACGGACAUAAAGGAACUUCCGCCACACCGUCUUGCUGAAAUUCGCCGCUUUUUCGAGGAUUACAAGAAAAAUGAGAACAAGGCAGUUGCAGUAGAUGACUUUCUGCCUGCUGAAGCAGGAAUUGAUGCCAUCAAAUACUCAAUGGAUCUAUAUGCCUCCUACAUUGUCGAAAGCUUGAGGCAAUGA
Messenger RNA from Fraxinus pennsylvanica, 777 nucleotides. NCBI's taxonomy places the organism in Eukaryota, Viridiplantae, Streptophyta, Magnoliopsida, Lamiales, Oleaceae. The record is from the annotation of a GenBank genome assembly.